AAAAAGAGGAUGGGUCCUACAAUAAGACGAUGAUCCAAAACACACCUCAAAAUCUACAAUGGAAUACCUCAAGAGGCACAAGCUGAAGGUUUUGCCCUGGCCCUCACAGUCCCCUGACCUAAACAUCAUUGAAAAUCUGUGGAUAGAUCUCAAAAGAGCAGUGCAUGCAAGACAGCCCAAGAAACUUGUAGAACUGAAAGCCUUUUGCAAGGACGAAUGUGUGAAAAUCCCCCAGACUGCUCUCUGCAGCCAUGUGGCACCUGAUCCAGCAGGAAGCAGUUAUACACUAUGGCAUGCUGGAGGAGUUUGUGUCUUUCAUCACAGACACUUUCCCUGAUCUGCUGAGCUACAAAGAGAAGACUCAGCUCACCAUGGGUCUCAGAGCAAGGCUUGUUCUGGAGUUAUGUGGCAUGGAGAUUCCAGCUGAUCCAGAUACAAUUCGGGCCCAUUUACAGCGGAUCGAGACCCUUAUUGCUCUUCAUAAGGAACUGGAGUCUGGUGAUGCUCAUGUGGAAGAAUCUGGAGCAAACUUUGUGGCUCUGGUGCAGAUUUUAAUGAAGGACCCAGCUGAGAGAAGCAUCUUCUUUAAGGAUGUAUAUCCCUUGGAGUAUGGUGCAAAGUUCAAUAUGGCGUUACAGAAGCUGAUGUGGCUGUUCCUGUCCAGGCUAGAAAAUGCUCUCCCACAGCCUACUAUGGAGGAGGCUGCCCAUAUGCUCAGCACUGCCCCUUCAGUCAUGGAGGAAUGUUUUCAGUCUCUCUCACAACCUCAGCAAAUGAGAAACCUUCUUAAAUACCAAAGAGAAACCAAUGUAGAAAUGAAAGAAACUACACAGUCAUGGUCCACUGCUGCUGCUGAUUGCAUACUUUCCUGUCUUGGCAGUCCUCGAUUAGCACAAAUUUUUCUCAGAGAACAGACGCCUCUAAGCACACAGUCAGAGUUGGUGCUUGACGACGUCCCUUCAUAUUGCCAAGAGGUCCAGGUGGAAUCGGUGGUUAUUACCCAAUACAUUGAGAAUGAGCUGGAGACGAGCACGUCUGAGGAAAAUGAUGGUAGCAUACAAUAUGAUGCACAAGAGACCAAAGAAUAUGGUCCAGCAGACACUAAAAAUUCCAGUGAAGUUGUUUAUGAAGAGAUUGAAUCUAUGGACUUGUGCACUGUGGACACUGAUUUGGAUGAGAGAUCUGAAAAGCAAGAUCCUGUCGAAGUGAGUAUUGUGGACAUGGAAGCUGUUGAUGGGAGACAGGAAUCCCUAACUCAAGAAGAGAAGGGAAUGGUGACGAAUCAGAAGGAAGCAACAGAUUUGAUUAGCCUGUGCAUGAUUAAACAACCUUUUGUUAAACUGGAAAGGCUUGACCUUUCUGGUAGACAGUGUUAUAAGACUUUUAAUCCUGGAGCACCAAAACGAGGUCAAGGCCGGCAAAAGAAAGAUCCCCAAAAUAAAACAAUGUGCAGGAAGAAGCGGGAAGAGAAAAAAGUUAUGGUUCCAGCUGCAUCAAUUAACAAGCCUACAAGAUUCAAAAAUGGCAUUUCCAGCAUUGUUCCAAAGUUAAAGAAGACAUAUACAGUCGUGAAAAGGGCAUCUGGGGAAUAUGGCUGCUCUCUUUGUUCCUUCCAGGAUGGUGAGGAGAUCCAGCUACACCACCACCUCACUGUUUAUCAUCCAGAAGAAUACAAGCGACUUUGUGUGGCUGAAGAAGGAAAGGACCUUCAGGACAUUGUGAGUGCACAUAAUGAAUCAGAAACCCAGAAAAGCCCUGACAGUAAAGUUCGGUCCUACAGAGGAGUACCGGUCUGUAAAACAUGCCCCACUUGUGGCAAGACAUUCACUCGAAGCUCAGAUAUGAGAAGACAUCAGGUGUCUCAUACAGUGGAUCGUCCUUUUGUAUGCCGGUAUUGCGGUAAGACCUUCAGGUACACCUUUGAUUUGAGGAGACAUCAGCAGCGUAUGUGUGCACAUAGAGAUUAUGUGGUGGUGUACCAGAGAAAGGGUGAAGUCACAGAGGAUGGAAGUGUAGAAAUCAAGGUGGAUGAUUCAGGAACUGUGUGUCAGGAUCUCCACAACUCAGCCAAAUCUAGUGAGAAAGCAGAAUGUUUAAGUUCAGACUCGGUCAUAAGUAUUGGCUCUGGAAUUCAGCCCAGCUCCCUGAUGUCUGUAGAGAAGCUUGCUGUGAGUGAUGUAUCAGAGCCCACACAUAGUUCAAGCUCAGUUCCGGUCAACUCGCACUCAAGACGUUACUUAAGAUCCCCUUCAUCUAAUCAUCCUCAUAAGUGCUCUCAAUGCGGCGAAGGCUUCAAGUAUUCCUAUAAUCUCAAAAAACACGAAGAUGUUUGUGAAGGAAAAAGUCAGUGCAUGGGUUCAGCACAGCGCCUUUCCAAAGAGCAAGAGUCUGACACAUCGGAGUCUGGCAUCGGUGUCUCUCCAGAUCUUUCACUUCAAGAAACCUUAUGCUCGGAUGAGCAAGAACAACAGGAGAAUGCUGGUCAAUCCACAAAGACCGAUUCAUUUCUGACCUGCGGUCAGUGUGAGAAGAAAUUUAAAGACACUUAUACACUAAUAAAGCAUAAGCAAAUUUGUGCCAGAAGUGAGCGAUGCUUCAAGUGUGUGAAAUGUGAUGCUUUGUUCAAGACGGUGCUUGAUGUCCAGAAGCAUACGCAAAUUCACUGGGGGGAGGACCCGCUGCAGUGUUCCCACUGUGGUAAGUACUGUCUGAGUCAAAGUGAAUUAUCAAAGCAUACAUUGGUGCAUGAGAAGGAGAGCAAGCAUCCCUGCACUUUGUGCUCCGAGACUCUCGAGCGUCUCGAUUCCCUGAGGGAGCACUACCUCAACGUCCAUGAUUUCAGAGGACCCUACCAGUGUUCUAAGUGUGAUAAAACUCACACAGACCUCAAGGCUAUAGUUAAACACAUGAAGACGCAUAAUGAGGAGCGGCCUUACCAGUGUUCUCAUUGCUCGAAGAGCUUCAAACAGCGCAGUGCACUCGCCACACAUGCAAAAAUUCACUCUGGUGACAAACCUUUCCUCUGUGAGGAGUGUGGGAAAUGCUUCAGCAGCAACAUCAGUCUGCAGAGGCACUCAGUGUCCCACAAAACGGAACGACCGUACACUUGUCCUCAGUGUAAAAAUCGCUUUAAAACACAUUACGCUCUCCGUAGCCAUUUGCUCAAGCAUACGACAGGAGCGAGCGUUCCCUGCGAGUUCUGCGGGAAGAUGUUCUUCCGAGCAUCUGCGCUGCACAGACACCACCGGACCCACACGGGAGAGAGGCCGUACAGCUGCUCUAAAUGUGGCAAGACCUUCUUGACCAAUGGUGAGGUUGCGAAACACAUGCGCUAUCAUACCGGAGAGCGGCCCUUUCGGUGCAUACUAUGCUCGAAGACCUUCACGCAGACGUGUUACCUGAACGUCCACAUGCGAAUACAUACAGGAGAGCGGCCUUACACGUGCAGCAUUUGUAAAAGAGCCUUUGUUUGCAGUACACACUUAAAAAGACACAUGUUCGUGCAUACGCAGGAAAGGCCAUUCAAAUGUGACUGUGGAAAGGCUUUUAAUCAGGCACAUCCUUUAAAGGUGCACCAGAGAAGUCAAUGUCUCUUGCCAAAGAAACAGCUUUAAUUAAA
Messenger RNA from Neoarius graeffei (lesser salmon catfish), 3619 nucleotides. RefSeq names its product zinc finger protein 271-like. The transcript is spliced from 9 exons. NCBI's taxonomy places the organism in Eukaryota, Metazoa, Chordata, Actinopteri, Siluriformes, Ariidae. The record is from RefSeq and is a predicted model, not a curated record. The coding region runs from base 252 to 3614 and encodes 1120 amino acids. Gene Ontology annotation, biological process: telomere capping; regulation of telomere maintenance via telomere lengthening. Gene Ontology annotation, molecular function: telomeric repeat DNA binding. Gene Ontology annotation, cellular component: shelterin complex; nucleus.